CCGCGGAUCCCGUCGCCCGCUCCCACUGCCCCGCGAUUUUCGCGUGGGCUUAGAGGCGGAGGGACAACCAAAAAUGGCGGAGCGGAGCCAGACGGCGCCUGAGGCAGGCUAUGACAUGGGAAAUGAUGAUGCCAUUGGAGGGAAUGUUAGCAAAUAUUUGGUGCUUCCAUCUGGAUACUGUGGACAGCCCAAGAAAGGACAUCUUAUCUUUGAUGCUUGCUUUGAAAGUGGUAACCUUGGACGGGUGGACCAGGUCUCUGAAUUUGAGUAUGACUUAUUCAUUCGGCCGGAUACCUGUAAUCCACGAUUCCGAGUCUGGUUCAACUUUACUGUUGAAAAUGUGAAAGAAUCACAGAGAGUCAUUUUCAACAUUGUUAACUUCAGUAAAACCAAGAGUCUUUAUAGAGAUGGGAUGGCCCCUAUGGUGAAAUCUACCAGCAGACCCAAAUGGCAAAGGCUGCCACCUAAAAAUGUUUACUACUACCGGUGCCCAGACCAUAGGAAGAAUUAUGUGAUGUCCUUUGCAUUUUGUUUUGACCGAGAGGAAGAUAUUUACCAAUUUGCUUACUGCUACCCAUAUACAUACACGCGCUUUCAGCAUUACCUUGACGGCCUGCAAAAGAGAAACAUGGACUACUUCUUUCGGGAGCAGCUGGGUCAGAGUGUGCAACAGCGGCAGCUUGACCUCCUGACAAUAACCAGCCCCGACAACCUUCGGGAAGGGGCAGAGAAGAAGGUGGUAUUCAUCACAGGACGAGUCCACCCAGGGGAAACACCCUCUUCAUUUGUGUGCCAAGGGAUCAUUGACUUCCUCAUAAGCCAGCACCCUAUUGCCCAUGUCCUACGGGAACACCUGGUCUUCAAGAUUGCACCAAUGCUCAACCCUGAUGGAGUCUACCUGGGAAAUUACAGGUGCUCUCUGAUGGGGUUUGAUCUGAACCGCCACUGGCUGGAUCCCUCUCCAUGGGCUCACCCUACCCUGCAUGGAGUGAAACAGCUCAUCAUCCAGAUGUACAAUGACCCAAAAACAAGCCUGGAGUUUUAUAUCGACAUCCACGCCCACUCCACCAUGAUGAAUGGCUUCAUGUACGGCAACAUCUUUGAGGAUGAGGAACGGUUCCAGAGGCAGGCCAUUUUCCCCAAGCUCCUCUGCCAGAAUGCCGAGGACUUCUCCUACUCCAGCACGUCCUUUAACCGGGACGCCGUGAAAGCAGGAACCGGGCGUCGCUUCCUCGGUGGGCUACUGGACCACACUUCCUAUUGCUACACCCUCGAGGUCUCCUUCUACAGCUACAUCAUCGGGGGCACCACGGCGGCCGUGCCCUACACUGAGGAAGCCUAUAUGAAGCUGGGAAGGAACGUGGCAAGAACGUUUUUGGAUUAUUAUCGGCUGAACCCCCUGGUGGAGACAGUGGCGAUCCCGGUGCCGAGGCUGCGGAAAGAAAAGCCCCCUCCCCACAAGUACCCAUUCCUGCGGGGCCCAGCCAGCAACCACCCCAACGGCAAAGGGGACAAGAAGAGCUCAGUGAACCACACAGACCCUUCAAACUCUUUUUAAGGACAUGGAGCCCGGGGAGGUCUUGUGGAGGCACGAGCAUGCAUUUUCCGCGGGGGCAUGAAAUUAUUCACCCUUCUCUCUAGUUUCCAAGAUACAGGGUGUGGGAUACGGACUAGGCUGGUGAAAGGGAAGGAAAAAAUGAGAAAUUUCAUCAUCGGGUUUCCCUUUUACCAAUGGAAAAUCAAUUGUGGGGCUUCAGCUUAAAGGGUCAGGAACAAGAUAGGAGGCUCGAACCAAGCGAGUACAGAGGCUAUUUUCACAACACAGAGAAUCCUCACAGGAUGAGGAAAAGCUACACAUCCCUUUUGAGAGGUUUGACACAUCUCAGGUCAGUGCUUUUGAAGCCUUUUCGAGUUGUGUUGCUACCACCGGUGGUUACCUCUUAGACUAGGUGAUGGUUGUUUACGGUUUUAGAAAUGCACUGUCUAUACCUGCUGAUCCAUCACCACAUCAGUGACACAUACGACCCAAAGACAAAUGUACUGUUGUGAACAAUAGGACAGAAUUUUUGAAAUCACAGUGGUCUGGGGUCACUAUGGUCACUGUCACUGUGUCUAUGGGCUGCGUGUAUUUCCCAAUGGCCUGGGUCGUUUCAUUGAAACUCUAGCUCCAAAGACAACAAGCAUUGGUCACUCAUGGUUCAGAUCUCCCGAUCCUGGUGUCAGGGACCAAACCUGGCCACUGAAGAGGUAGGUAUGGAUACUCUGGAGUGAGGGAAGGCUGGCUGCCAGGUGAAGGAAAUGCAGAAGGUAGGAGAGUGCCCCCACCCCCCUGCCCCGCCUCAACCGAGGCAGGGGGCUGAUAAAACUGCAGCAGUAGCAAUUCCCAAGCCGGGGAGCGGAAGCUAAAUAUUGUGCAUUUUUCUAAAGAGUAAAGUGCCUUUGUAUGAUGAAUGGGUCCCGAGGAGGGUGCUCCCUUCCUGUCUGUGAAGCGGCAGGUUGAAUCACUGCGACAGCCUGCUAAUUAAAAUGACCUCCCGGAAAUGAGGAUGCGGAGAUGGGAGAUGGGGAGAGGAAGGGAGGCUCAGGGGAGAGAGGGCCUUUAGCACAAAGCUCCAGUUAAGCAUUCUUUGGCUUUGGGGUGGAGAUUUUUGAAGUUUGUUGCAAAAAUUAAGAGCAAAGCUUAUUCUCCCUUUGUUUAUUGGUUUUCCGAAAUGAUAACAAAGAACCUUGUGUUCGCUGGCUACAAAUGUUGUGUUGUAUAUACAGCUUCUCCUCUGGGUUCUUGUUGCCCAGAAGAACACAAAUAAAGUGGUUUAUGCAUUGCU
Messenger RNA from Nyctereutes procyonoides (raccoon dog), 2825 nucleotides. RefSeq names its product AGBL carboxypeptidase 4 (gene AGBL4). Bases 74 to 1558 code for a protein of 494 amino acids. The transcript has 13 exons. Gene Ontology annotation, molecular function: zinc ion binding; metallocarboxypeptidase activity. Lineage: Eukaryota; Metazoa; Chordata; Mammalia; Carnivora; Canidae. Gene Ontology annotation, biological process: proteolysis. The record is from RefSeq and is a predicted model, not a curated record.